CUACGGAGCGGUUGUAAAAGCGCCCAUCCUCCAAGCCUGGAAUGACACCUGGGACUUCUAGUGUCAAGGGUUGAUCGAUAACCAUGGCUUGGGCGUGUCCGAGUUUCAUGGAGCUUAUUUGUAACAGCAGCAAGGAUGCAGCCGAAUGAACAACUUAUCCCUGGGGCAUUAGCAGAGAAAAUCCCUGAGCUCCCACUCCUUAAAACGGAGGAGGCUGGACACCACUUCUUGCGACGUUGGCAGAUACGGGCUCCAGCCAAGGCGGGUAAUCGGACACGGCGACAUUCCACCCACUCAUGGGAUGAUGAUCAAGAACAAGCACGACGUGCUCCACGAGAGCAACAUGAUUGGCAACCGUAUGACCCAUCAUCUGUUCAACCUGCGGCACCUCGCGAGGACAUCGACAAUUACUUUUACCUCAACAUCCGUUAUCACCGGGAGGCGGAACCUGAUGUAGUUUUCAGUCAUUUCAGCACCACAUUGAUUGACUUCCUGCGCAUGGCUAUUGGUGGCGAAUUUUUCAACUCAAAUCCGGAGUCCCCUCUCACUCACUUUGUGUUCAAACUCGAUGAGCUCAAGGCGCACCUUUCGGACGCACGUUCAGCCUUGUCUAACCUUUCUGGGGAGGAGUUGAAGACAAAAGCACACGAUCUUGGCCGCUUGGACUCGCUGACCCAGCAUAAAACCGAACGAGAUGCCCAGCAGUACCUCGAGGAUCUCGUUGAUCAUUUGGGCAUUCUUAUACCUUUGGUUGAGGAAGAGUUCAAGCCCAUAUCCAUGCGUUUAGAACUAGAGCUAUCUUACAACCACAUUUCAUUUGAUCUUCUCAUGUACUACUUCAAGAAAGGAGAGAAAUACUAUUACGAGGAUUCGGGUGACAAGCUGGCAUUUGUGCUGGAUGAUACGAGCAAGGAUUCGUCUUUUGGGCAAGCAUGUUUCUGCCAUAUUUUUUACCUCCAUGGUAAGGGUAUGGUAUGGGACGGUCGUGGUUACGUCAAUGAAAUCAGACGUGUCAGCAUUUCUCGUUACCUCGGGACAAAGGCAGUAUCUGAUCUUCAGUGCAAAAUAAUGCAAGAUGAUGUACACAAUGAACUGACAGAGCGCGGAAGAUUGUAUGCUGCUGUCUCGGGCGUUCAUUUCAAGUCAUAUGAUGGUCGCCGCGUGAUUAUUGAUCAAAAUGGAUAUCGCGAUUCGGAGUCUUCAAGUGAUUAUGAUGAUUAUGUUCCUCCGCAUUCAAAUUGGGACGCACAUAUUCCUCGUCCUGGUUCCCCUGACACCGGUGGCACCCCAUUGGGAGGACGGCAGGAAUUUGUAGACGACCAACUGUACCUCUUACCAGCGAAAGUACAAGGUUUUGAUAUCCGUCGCAAGUCUUGGGAGACGUUUGAUGUUCGUAAACUUGAGGAGAUCCAUUUCGAUGAACAUGCUUGGGACCAUCUCGUCCUUGAUAAAGCAAUAAAGGCUCUUGUCGAAGGGCUCGUCAAUGUUACGAAGACGAUCAAUACCUCUAAAGAGUUGUUCUCCGAUGUCAUUACUGGGAAAGGUGGAGGAUUGAAUGCGCUCCUACACGGUCCGCCUGGGACAGGAAAAACUUUGACGGCGGAGGCUGUGGCCGAACGCCUGAAACGACCACUCUACGUUCUCAGUUCACUUGAGCUUUCAACUAAACCCGCUAUUUUGGAGAAAAAGCUGGGUGACAUUCUGAAGCUCGCAACGACAUGGGAUGCAGUCGUCCUCAUCGACGAAGCCGAUGUGUUUCUGGAGCAAAGAAGUCUUCACGAGUUGGAGCGGAAUGCCCUCGUUUCUGUCGCUCUUCGGGUCCUCGAGUACCACCGUGGUGUCCUUUUCUUGACUACCAAUCGUAUCCAGGCCUUUGAUGAAGCCUUCCUAUCGCGGUUCUCCAUUGCUGUGAAGUACCCAGAGCUGGAUGCUGACGCCCGUUUGACCAUCUGGCGAAAGUUCUUUGAGCUUGCUGGGUGCGAGUUGUGGGGCGGCAGUGGACAGCCUGGAGAAGGAUGCCUGGACGAGUUUGUCAAACUUGAAGGACAAGAGCCGCAGUGCUAUGUUUCGCUUGCUGACCUGAAUGAACUGGCUGCAAAGCCUUUCAACGGUCGCACUAUCAAGAAUCUUGUGCGGACCGCGCAAGCGUUGGCCAUGUCAUCGGAUGAAACGCUUUCCCUUGAGCACGUCAAGGUCGUGGUUGAAGCACAAGAGAAAUUCUUGACUGAGUUUGCUCGAAUCAAAUUAUGACCGUCUGACCGUCUGUCCUGUUUUGACUGUAAUCUUUGGUUAUCGCGUAACAAGUAGUCAUGUCGUUUUGCAUACGGAUACGAUCGAAAUGUUUAAUGUUGUGCUUACGAUGAGCC
Molecule: messenger RNA, 2366 nt
Organism: Suillus clintonianus
Lineage: Eukaryota; Fungi; Basidiomycota; Agaricomycetes; Boletales; Suillaceae
Product: P-loop containing nucleoside triphosphate hydrolase protein
Exons: 25
Coding region: 136-2250 (704 amino acids)
Molecular function (GO): ATP binding; ATP hydrolysis activity
Source: RefSeq, a predicted model, not a curated record